GGGGACGGGCCGCUCUCUGACAAGAUCUGCUUUCUUGUUCCUGCAGGGACAUGCGCGCUUUGUUGGCGGAGCAAAACCAGAAGAUGCAGCUUCUUCUGGAGGAGGUGGCUCAGCUGAGGGCGGAGAUCAGCAGUGCCAAGAAGCGUUCCCAGGAAGGUCAGGAAGUGAACCAGGCAGCGUCCAAGAUGGCUUUGGAAGUCUAUGUCGAGAUGUCUGACUGGGCCCUGAAAAGCUCUGGUGCCACCAUCGACAUGCAGAGAACUUCCGAGACCUACAGCUGCAAAGAGAACUGGGGCUGCAGGGUUUUAUGGUUCUUUCGCCCUGCCAACCCUCCUGAUGCUAUCUUGCAGCCGGAUCUUUCCCCAGGAGACUGCUGGCCUUUCCAAGGGCCUCAGGGCCAGGUGGUCAUCAGGUUGCCAGCACGAGUCCACCUGGCCGGCCGUCACGAUGCAGCACAUCUACAAAGACGUGUCUCCAUCUGGGACCGUCGCCAGCGCCCCCAGAGACGUCGCUGUCUUUGGAGUGGAUGCGGACGGAGAAGAGGAAACUCUCCUUGGGACGUUCACGUACAACGUGGCAAAAGAGGCCAUUCAGACCUUCCCUCUGAAGGACAUCAAACUUCUCGUGAAGAGCAACUGGGGAAACCCAGCGUACACCUGCAUUUAUCGAGUGCAGGUUCACGGGAAGAUGGCAGCCGCAACCCGAGAAGAAAAAGCAGGACAAACGUAAAAAAACAGAAGGCAGACGGGGGCGGGGGGGAAAUAAAACAAAGUAAGAAGAUGUGGCAACUGAGAUCGGUGUAGAAGGCCUGUCUCCAAAGUGGGGUGCGCAAGAAGGUCCCUUGGGGGGCGGGCGGGAGGGAGUGCGUGGAAAAGGUCAGAACUUGAUUGUUUCCUAAAACAGAGGACGAUAUUGGGCAUUCCCAAGAUUUAACCCAGCGAGGAGGCUCCGCAAGGGGCACCAGCCUCGGGCAGGCAGAAGGACCCGGCUUCCGUUAAGAGCAGGGCAACUGCCACCCGCCCCCAGAGCCGGCUCUGCAGGAGCUCUCCCAGGAGCCCGCCCACCCUCCUCCGGGCUUCUCGGCCAAUGGCGCCCGCCAGGCGGUGACAGGCAGGG
Molecule: messenger RNA, 1116 nt
Organism: Aquila chrysaetos chrysaetos
Lineage: Eukaryota; Metazoa; Chordata; Aves; Accipitriformes; Accipitridae
Product: SUN domain-containing protein 5-like
Exons: 6
Coding region: 51-803 (250 amino acids)
Biological process (GO): nuclear envelope organization
Cellular component (GO): meiotic nuclear membrane microtubule tethering complex; nuclear envelope
Molecular function (GO): protein-membrane adaptor activity
Source: RefSeq, a predicted model, not a curated record